AUGAGGUUGAUACCACUUCUCACCCUAUUCGUCGCCUUCCUGGCACCGCUGGCAUCCGCCGUCAGGUACCUCGAAUCCAAUGCGCUCAACGUUUGUAUGGAGAGUAGCAAUUUCACAGCCACCUACUUCAACGUCAUUUUCUACCCUGGAAACAACACGCUCACCAUCAGCUUCGAUGGUGUUUCAUACAUCUCCGGCAAGGUCGAGGCGGAGAUGACUCUGACGGCUUAUGGCUACAAGGCUUACUCGAGCACCAUCGACCCUUGCUCAAUUUCGGGCAUGGGCAUGUGUCCGAUGUCCCCCGGUCCCAUUGACCUGGGCCCUGUUUCGCUCUCUCUCCCCGACGGCACGUCCGAUCAGGUCCCAGGUAUCGCCUACACCGUCCCCGAUCUCGAUGCGAAUGUCCAGAUCGUCAUCAAGACGAAAAGCACGGGCGAGAAGAUUGCCUGUGUGGAGGCAUCGCUUUCCAACGGUAAGACGGUUUACCAGUUAGGUGUUGCAUGGACGACUGCCAUCAUCUCCGGCUUGGGUCUUGCAGCCUCUGCCAUUACCUCCGGCUUGGGUCACUCCAAUACCGCUGCUCACGUGGCAGCAAAUGCUCUCUCACUCUUCGGCUUCAUGCAAUCGCAGGCCAUAAUUGGCAUGACCUCAGUUCAUAUGCCGCCAAUUGUUGAAGCGUGGACCCAGAACUUCCAGUGGAGUAUGGGUAUCAUCCAUGUUGGCUUUUUGCAAACGAUCUGCACUUGGUAUCAACGUGCGACAGGCGGUACGCCUUCGACGGUCUUGUCCGAGCUGAGUGACACUUCGGUCGAAGUGCUGAGACGCCGUAAGCGUGAUGUGGUCGACCCGGCAGUUUCGCUCAUGCGGCGAGGGAUGUCCGCUCUCUCGAAACGUGCAUCCUCCACCCAGCAGCUCGAGGUCGUCCGAGGUAUCAACCGUGUUGGCUUCAAGGCCAACAUUGAAGAGACCAACAUUUUUUUGACAGGUCUCAUUUUCUUCGUCGUUUUCGUCUGCAUCGUUAUCAUCAUCGUCGCCUCCUUCAAGGGCAUCUGCGAGUUACUAGUGAAGCAUGGCAAGAUGAAGAGUGACAAGUUUCAAGACUUCCGUAACGGAUGGAAAGUCGUCACUCGCGGCAUUCUGUUCCGACUGACUCUGAUCGGUUUCCCCCAAAUGUGUGUCCUUUGCCUGUGGGAAUUCACCCGGCGUGACUCGGCCGCGGAGGUCGUUCUCGCCGUGGCCAUGAUCCUGUCUCUCCUUGUCGCGUUGGGCUGGGCCGCCCAGAAGGUCAUUCGCUUGGCCAAGCGUUCGGUUACCAUGCACAAGAAUCCGGCUUACAUCCUUUAUUCCGAUCCGUCCUGCCUGAACAAAUGGGGCUUCCUCUAUGUCCAGUACCGAGCUACCGCAUACUACUUUGUGGUGCCUUAUCUGGUCUACGUUCUCAUCAAGGGUAUGUUCAUCGGUCUUAGCCAGGAAGCCCCUGUCGUUCAGACCGUGGCCCUGGUUAUCCUGGAGGCUGCUAUGUUGGUCGGUGUCUGUGUGCUGCGUCCGUGGAUGGACAAGAAGACCAAUAUCUACAACAUCUCGAUUGCUGUGGUCAACUUCCUCAACGUCAUUUUCCUCCUCGUAUUUUCUGAUGUCUUCAACCCGCCAGGCAUGAUGAUUGGUGUCAUGGGCGUGGUCUUUUUCGUGUACAAUGCUGUUUUCGCGACUGUUCUGCUCAUUCUUGUCCUGAUUGCCUCUGGUUACGCCAUAUUUUCGAAGAAUCCGGAUACCCGCUAUCAACCGAUGCGCGAUGACCGUGGCUCUUUCAUCAAGUCGCAAACUCAGCUUACUACCGAGCUGGAUGCGCUUGGUGCCACUGCCCGCGGUGAUGUCAAGUCAGGCCAAUAUCACCAGAACCCGUUCGAUGAUGACUCGGCUUCUAUCUCUAGUGGAAAUGGUGCCACGCUUGGCCACCACCACAACAAUUUGGAUGCAGCCAAUGCUCCUCACAAUAUGGCUCGUGGGCCGCCCUCGCCUGUCGACCCAUCAGUACCUCUCUUCCCCAGCAAUGCCUCCGCCAACCGUGGCCCCCCCUCCAGGAUACGAUAA
Penicillium macrosclerotiorum is the source of this 2091-nucleotide messenger RNA. Its product is annotated as transient receptor potential ion channel family protein. The transcript has a single exon. The record is from RefSeq and is a predicted model, not a curated record. Lineage: Eukaryota; Fungi; Ascomycota; Eurotiomycetes; Eurotiales; Aspergillaceae. Gene Ontology annotation, biological process: transmembrane transport; fungal-type cell wall biogenesis. The coding region runs from base 1 to 2091 and encodes 696 amino acids.